AUGAGCUCCCAAAUUAUCCGCAAGCGCAAUGCCACCGGGGCAUUUGCGACCCCAAUCGAUCCGCCUCAGCUUCGCGCUCACCCUCGCGCCCAUCAGCAAAAGGACGACAACGAGAAUCUCAUUGAUGAGACUGCCAAGAUGGCAAAGAGGCUCACCGAGGGCCCCUCCCAGACCCAAUGCGUUUUUGGCAAUGAAGACAUUGCCCCCGGCACCAGCAUUGCUGGCGUCUCCGGCCGCCUUGGCGAUCCCAAGCUUGCUUCGAUGCAGAAGAUGGUCUUCGACUCGGUUCCUGAGGGAAGUCAGGUCAAAAUCAUCUAUCUCAUCACCAAGAUAAAGGAGGAUGGUAACAACGAUCUCCGAGCUGGAACUGCCAACAAUGCCGCUGCUGCACAAGCUGGACCUUCCGAGGUUAACCGCUUUGUUCGACAGAACAAUCCGGUUCAGGACCGCGCUCGCGCCCAGGCCCACCAGCACAUACAGGGUGAGGACCAUGAUGAAGAGGAUGAAGAUGUCUCCCUGCGGCCUAGAAAGCGUCGCCGAGCUUCCUGCCGAGUCUCUCCUCUUCACAUGUCGCCUAGAGGCCUCAAGACCGAGAAAGAGGACGAGGAGGAAAGAGAGGAACUGAUCAAGGAAGAGGUCGAUGAUGAGGUCGAUGAUGAGGUCAAGGAAGAGGUCGACGAUGAGGUCAAGGAAGAGAUCGAUGAUGAGGCUCUCUUCUUUGCAGCACCCGACGAAGUCAUCAAUCGCAGCAUCUCUAGCUCGUACGCCAUGCACAGAAUGACUCCUUCCCUAUAUGGCCUUCUUUCUGGAAAUAGCUUUCCGUCUCCGGCUCGAACCGCUCAGCCGACUAACGCCUCUGAUAACAACGAUGACAGUAACGAGGACGACGGCGAGGAAUCAUUCCAAGUGAGAUACACUGGUGGUUUCUUUGAAGACUAUUUCGUCGCACAUGCCGGCGCCUUCCCCACUAAGGAUCCUGAUCCCCGUCUUUAG
Messenger RNA from Colletotrichum acutatum, 993 nucleotides. RefSeq lists its product as uncharacterized. Lineage: Eukaryota; Fungi; Ascomycota; Sordariomycetes; Glomerellales; Glomerellaceae. The record is from RefSeq and is a predicted model, not a curated record. The transcript has 2 exons. Bases 1 to 993 code for a protein of 330 amino acids.